This is a messenger RNA of Hyposmocoma kahamanoa, 3621 nucleotides long. RefSeq names its product HEAT repeat-containing protein 6. NCBI's taxonomy places the organism in Eukaryota, Metazoa, Arthropoda, Insecta, Lepidoptera, Cosmopterigidae. Bases 1 to 3333 code for a protein of 1110 amino acids. The record is from RefSeq and is a predicted model, not a curated record. The transcript is spliced from 16 exons.
AUGGAUAAAAGUUUGUCUCAAAAUUUCUCGCUUAUUUGCGGGGAACUUUGCAAUCUUUUGUACGUAAAAGACUAUAAAAAGGCUGAUAUUAACUCCCUUAUUGACGAGCUUAAUACAAAACCUUUUAAAGCUGAGUUUUUUGUAAGAAAACAUGAUGGGAGCACCUUAGUAACAGCAUUGUGCCUUAAUAUAAAACCUGCGGACGAAUUUUUGGCGGCGAAAACUUCACAUUUGAUAAACUGUGUCUUAACAAAACAGAAUAUACAAUUUGAUAUAGAUUAUAUGUGGAAAGUGAUAUCAUGGCAUGUAAAAUGUUUGAAAAAAUGUUCUGACGUUAUAUUGCCUGAUAUUUUACAUAAUAUGCAGUGUAUAUUGCAGUCUAAUCCACAAGCAGGAUAUAAGUUUACAGAAGAACUAAUUGGCAGACAAGGACUUCUGAUGAACCUAAUAGAUACAGAUAGAAAUCAGAUUCUAAGUACACAGAAUCCCCUACAAAUACGGCUGAUUGCCUUGAAAUGUAUAAUUUGCUUACUUUCCAUAGAGGAAACAAAGUCAGAAGAAAUAAAUGUGCCUAUAGAUAUAAAGGAAUAUAUUUCCCAUGUUGUUGUUAAGUUUCUACUUAGGGGAUAUGUUAAGUCACAAGAUGAAUUCUUAUAUUGUAAGGCAGUAAUAUCAGCGCUAAGAAUUCUCUCCCAGCUCUACUUCAACAGUCAAAAUCUCAACAUAAAUCUACCAGAUGUAAUGGGUAUUUGCCGUCAUUUUGUUCUUUAUGGUUUGGUGAACCAGGGCCCUCAGCCUGAAAGGAUAAUGCCAGCUCAGCAAACUGUAGCAUCUAUGCCAGUUCCCAUUACUCAGAAUUCGAAAGGUGGAAAGAAACAAAAACUGAGAAAACAAAGAAACAAUGCAGUAGAAAGUUUAAAAAAAGAGAUUCCUGUAUCAGAUCGCAGCCUUAUGAAAGAUGUGGACAAAUUUGAAAACCAUUCUGCCUACAAACCUGCUAGUUCUAACUAUCUGGAGCCCCAGAAAGCAAAGACAUGGGCGUUGACGAGUGAUUCUGAUAUGUCCGAUAUGGAGAGUGGUAGGGAAGCAAAACUUAUUGCUUUGAGGUCGCGAGUGAGGCAGAGUGCUUCUAACUUACUCUUGGUAUUGGUGAAGGUCCGCGAAAAAAGAGAAAUAUUUGGCUACUGGUGGGCCUUAUUACCCGAUUCACCCGACGCCUCUAAAUGGUCAUUUGACGAGGCUGCUAAGAAGACAUUGGCUUACUGUGCAGUGACUGAUCCCAUUUCUAGCAGCCGAGCUUGUGUGUUGAGCGUGAUAUUGUCGCUAUUGUCUGGAUCGAGGAUGUAUUUGUCACAGGCUGAAACUAGUAAAAAAGAAAACGCCUCUUUCAUUUCUUUUUCUGUAUCACUCGGCUACGUGAUAACGUGCCUGCAUAAAGUUCUAGUCGGAAUACUCGACAGCGAGAGGAGCCAUGCGGUUAUCAUAGUCGCAUUGAAAUGUAGUGCCGCUUUGGUACAGGCUACUCCGUAUCAUAGGAUGAAAGAAGGGCUUAUUAGUGAGGUGGUGAGGUCUACGAGAAAGUUUUUGGUGCAUAGAGAUGUAACCUUACAAGUUGGUGCUUUAAUAACGAUGGGUUGUGUGUUAUCUGUGGACCCCAAAGUAGAGGAAAUAUUGAAAGUAAUUGAAAAAGACGCAGCAUCAUCAAAAACUCAAACAAGCAAUACAAACACGAAAAUAGAAAAUGAUGAAUGUGAUGAUUUCGAAGAAGGGUAUUCAGAUGAUGAAAUGUUCACUACCAGUGAUCAUCGGGGUAACAGUGAUGACGUUGUGUGUAAUAAUGAUGGACAAAUAUACGAUUUUAAAAGCUGGAUUUUAGAUAUUUGUUUCAAGAACAUGGGAUGGACCUUCAAAGGAGAUGAGGUUACGAGAAUCAAACCAUCGGCGAUCCCAAUAAUAUUGGAAUCAUUACAAGUACUCUCGGCAGUGGCAUUCCACCACUUGGCCGAUUUACUCCAACCACACCUCACAUUGCUGGCCGAUAUCCUCAGCGAGAUCCUGCAGCAUGAACAUCUGGAUGUGGUGCUGCAAGCCGCACGGUGUAUUAGUAUUAUUGGUGACGCUGUACAGAAGAUGGAACAAACAGACCAAUCGCCGCCUCUUGCCCACUGCGUGUACAUGUGGGAAAAGCUGCUGACGCCACUGUCGACUGUUCUGCAGAGCUGCGACAAUGCGCCUGCGAAAGCGGUUGUCUGCGACUGCAUUGCUAAUAUAGGCGAGAAGUCUUUUAAGGAACUGCCGAGACGUCAACAAGUGCUAUGUUGCACCUUGUUGAUGGGAUCCUGUAGUGACGAGGAAGCUGCAGUCAGAGCGGCCGCGGUAAGGGCUCUCGCCAUGGCUGUCACGUUUAAGACUUUGAGAGAGGACAUCUGUUUCGUGAGCGACUGCGGCGAGAACAUCCUGCGGGCACUUGCUGAGCAAACGCUGGUCGUGCGGACGAAAGCAGCGUGGGCUCUUGGCAAUCUCAGCGACGCGUUGGUCAUCAGCAUGCAUGACCCAGACUGCGACGACAUAGAUGAUGAUCUUUUGCUCCGCUUAAUGGAGGUCAGCAUACAGUGCGCCACCGAUAAUGAUAAGGUAAAAAUGAGCGCAACAAGAGGUCUAGGCAAUCUUCUUCGACUUAUUAACAACCAGAUCUUACUCCGGAAUCCACAAAUGAAGAUCUUAUGCGAGUCGGCGCUAGACAAACUUUUGGAUUGUGCAUGUAAAGUAACCAACAUGAAAGUGCGAUGGAAUGCAUGCCAUGCUUUAGGAAAUGCUAUGAAGAAUAAUAGUUUGUUUACAUGUUUUAAUGGAUGGCAGAGGCAAGUAUUUCCCAAUCUAUGCAUGCUAACUCAAGAAUGCAAGAAUCUCAAGGUUCGCAUCAACGCCGCUUCGGCCCUCCGAGCGCCCUCCACACGUGAACAGUACGGGGAUCAUUUUACAGUGGUCUGGCGGGGAAUCAUGGCUUCAAUGGAAAACGCUGCUAAUGUCGAUGACUUUUCCGAGUACAGACAUAAGGAUAAUCUUAUUGAACAGCUUUGCGUGACCUUAGCCCACAUGUGCUGUCGCCUCAAACCAUCAGACCUCACGGAUAUCCUCGACCCUGUAGUCUUUCACUUCGAAUGCGCCAAGACUCUCUUAACACAGCUUUAUCACAAGCUGCCUCCUGAAAAUCCGUCUUGUAUGGAAAUUCUGCAGGCAGCUAAAUACGUCACUAUGGAUUUGACAGCGAGUGGUGAUACGCAAACGCAGGCUUUGGGAAUGUUACAAGAGAUUUUCAUUUGGGAUUUGUGAAUGGAAUUACACGAGGAAAUGGAAUGUCACAAAAAUAUUAAUAGAAUUAAAAAUAUCAUUUCACUACUUGAGCCGAAUUGUGAAUUGUGGCCUAAACUCUCAUAGAGUCCCGAUCGUAGUGGAACGCGUACACGUAGAUACACGACAGUAGAAAAGGCAAGCAUGUACAAGUAGGUGCUUUUAUACUUGUAGUAGUAGAGCUUUUUGUGAAAGAGUUCGUCCAGGGAAAUACUGCCACCUGCCCUAUUUCUGCCGCCAAGCAGUAAUGCUCACGUUACUAUGCUCCGG